CCUGACAGGUAACAAAAUAACUGGCCUUUUUGCCUGUUUCUCAACUGGUUUACCUCAUUGACUGGCUGACGGUGUGUGACCUCAGCCUUUGAUUUAACAAAUAUUGGAUUUUAUACUUUGACAUGGUCUCCAAUGCCUUCUGUUUGGUCCUCUUCUGGAUGAAGUGUUCCAAUGUGAUGCGUUUCUGUAAUGAAUUUAUGUAGGCCAAGCCCAAUAACUUAAUCCCAAAGGUAGCUGUUGGUGCAGAAAGGAGAGGUGACUGAAACCUUUCCAGCUCUACUAGCACAACAUGAUACUAACCCAGCUCAGAUCCAGUUUCACAUGGGUGGUUCUCACCCUCCCUCUGACCCAUGUUCCUUGUCCUGUCUUUCAGCCAUCAUCAACCCCAAGCAGGCCAAAGACAACAAGAGCUUCAACUUUGAUUACUCCUACUGGUCUCACACUUCGCCCGAAGAUGUCAAUUAUGCAUCUCAGAAGCAAGUGUACAAAGACAUCGGAGAGGAAAUGUUGCUUCAUGCCUUUGAAGGCUACAACGUCUGCAUCUUUGCAUAUGGUCAGACGGGUGCAGGCAAGUCCUACACCAUGAUGGGGAAACAGGAUGUGAAGGAUCAGCAAGGAAUUAUUCCCCUGGUCAGUAAAAUCAGUUUGGUGGAUUUGGCUGGCAGUGAGAGGGCCGAUUCUACGGGAGCCAAAGGGACCAGGCUAAAGGUGACGGACUUCGAGUGGGUCUAA
This is a messenger RNA of Haplochromis burtoni (Burton's mouthbrooder), 732 nucleotides long. RefSeq names its product kinesin-like protein KIF1A. The record is from RefSeq and is a predicted model, not a curated record. Bases 322 to 732 code for a protein of 136 amino acids. Gene Ontology annotation, biological process: microtubule-based movement; cytoskeleton-dependent intracellular transport; vesicle-mediated transport. Lineage: Eukaryota; Metazoa; Chordata; Actinopteri; Cichliformes; Cichlidae. Gene Ontology annotation, molecular function: microtubule binding; ATP binding; plus-end-directed microtubule motor activity. Gene Ontology annotation, cellular component: axon; microtubule; dendrite. The transcript is spliced from 3 exons.